Tricharina praecox is the source of this 1656-nucleotide messenger RNA. RefSeq lists its product as uncharacterized. The coding region runs from base 143 to 1483 and encodes 446 amino acids. The record is from RefSeq and is a predicted model, not a curated record. The transcript has 2 exons. Lineage: Eukaryota; Fungi; Ascomycota; Pezizomycetes; Pezizales; Pyronemataceae. Gene Ontology annotation, molecular function: protein binding.
CCUCCGCCGCCACCGCCGUCGCCACCAUGGAUAUCACCUUCAUCACGAUGCACGACCUGACGCCCGGUACCUUCCAUCCACCCGUCUAUCCCUUGGGCCGUCCGUAAUCAUGUGUAGGUGGGCGAGCUGACCUAGACGGGGUAUGCCAGACGCGCGGGUGCUCUACGCCUCCGACUCAAUCGGCGACGUACUCGGCUACCAGCCACGAGAGGUAGUUGGCAAGUCUUGCUUCGAAUACUUCCACCCGGACGAAACGCCGUUCGCCAAGGCCGUUCACGGCCGCGGAGUGCACCUUGACCGCGCCGCAAUGCUUUCCUACUGCAAUUUGAAACGGACCGAUGGCGUCUACGUCCGCUGCGAAUGCGUCUUCACCGUCGUCUACUCUGUUAUUGUGGCUUGUACGUCCCUGUACAGGUACACUGAAAAAAGCCAGGGCCGUGCUGCUGUCGCCCCUGCCAUCCGCCGCGCCUUCUCCACACCCGAGCGGGAUCCUAGAUAUCAGAUGUUAGCGCACCUAUCGCCGAAAUUCACGACACCCCGACGGCCACCGGGGCAGUCAGUGAACGAUCACGAGCCGCGCGCCGCACUGAUCCUGAACCGCUUUACCCGCACAUUGAGCAUCAUGUAUGCGACGCACGCACUCGGCGAGCUCCUGGGCAUCCAGGCGGAAGAUGCCGUCGGACGGAGCUUCUACCACUGUAUUGCCGAGGACUGCCUCGUCGACUGCAUCGACGCCGUCGAGCGCGCGAAGGAAAACGACUCGAUCGCGUACCUCCGCUUCCGCUGGCGGGACCCGCGUCGACGUGACGGCGAGGAAGGCGAGGACGAGGAGGACGGCGCCACCCCUGCCCCCGACGACGACGACGACGAGGGAGACGACGUCCGCGAAGGCCCCAGCUCCGGCUCCGACCAGGGAACCAGCGAGGGCGAGGGUAGCGAAGACGGCUCGCUCGAAAGCCGCCGCGGCUCGACCCCGCAAUCGUCCAUCUCUGGCUCUGCCGGCCCCGCGCCACCCGCGCCCCCCGCCCCCGUCGCAAACGAAACUACAGAAGUCGAAGCGGUCGUCUCCUGCACUUCGGACGGCCUCGUUGUGAUCCUGCGCAAGGCGCGCGCAGAGGGACCACUAGUCUCGGCCGCGCCGUGGGCGCUCCCCCCGCGCGCCGCGGCUCCGGCAAAACCCCUGCCGUCCGCCGCCGCACAGACGGACUUUAUGGACUCCAUCAGACAGGUCGCUGUCUUUGCCUGGUCCCUGAGGUCCAUCAAUGGCGAUAUCAUGUCCCAUGCCCUGCCCGGCAGGCCCUUGCCCGAUGCGAGUGAGCGCGUGGGCGACUUUGUCAAGCCGGGCACUACGCAUUGGAAACGCGCUAGGGAGUGGGACGAGAUGCUGGAGGAGCGUGAGGGCGGUGAGCAGGAGGAUGUGGGCGUGGACGAUGCAGGGAAGGAUGGGAGCGAGAGGAGGGGGAAUAAGAGGAGGGCGUUGUAAUGGGCUGGCUUGAGAUAUUGUGUAGGCGCUAGUUUUUUCUUUGCUUUGCUUUGAUUUGAUUUGAUUUGACGGAUCGGCCGUUUGCUGUUACUGGCCGCUUGAUCUUGCUGCUUGUUCUUGUGAUUUGGUAACUGGUUUAGUUUGGGAUGCGGUGGGUUUGUAGGGUUUGUAGG